This is a messenger RNA of Phaethon lepturus (White-tailed tropicbird), 921 nucleotides long. Its product is annotated as olfactory receptor 1013. Gene Ontology annotation, biological process: sensory perception of smell; G protein-coupled receptor signaling pathway. Gene Ontology annotation, cellular component: membrane. NCBI's taxonomy places the organism in Eukaryota, Metazoa, Chordata, Aves, Phaethontiformes, Phaethontidae. Gene Ontology annotation, molecular function: olfactory receptor activity; G protein-coupled receptor activity; odorant binding. The record is from RefSeq and is a predicted model, not a curated record.
AUGCAGACUGAGAACCACAGUUUGGUCACCAGCUUCAUCCUCCUGGGGUUCACCACUGACCUGAAGCUGCAGCUUCUCUUGUUUAUGGUGUUCACCUUCGCCUACGUCACCACCCUCGUGAGCAACAUCACCCUCAUCACGGUGAUACACCGUAGCUCACGGCUCCGUACCCCCAUGUACUUCUUCACUGGGAGCUUGUUCUUCCUGGAUCUCUGACAUUCCUCCAUCUACACCCCCAAGAUCUUGCUGAACUGCGACUCCGAGGACAAGAGCAUCCCCUUCACGGGGUGUGCUGCUCAGUUCUUCUCCGGUGGCUUGGCCUACACCGAGUGCUACCUGUUGGUAGCGAUGGCCUACGACCGGUACGUGGCCAUCUCCAACCAACUGCUCUACGCCGCUGCCAUGUCCAAGAUGCCGUGCAUGGAGCUGGUGGCUGCCUCCUACCUCGGUGGCUUUGCCAACUCCACCCUCCUUACCCACCACACAUUCGCCCUCAGGUUUUGCAACACCAGUGACACCAGUGACUUCUUCUGCAACUUGCCCCCACUGGUGAAGCUCUCCUGCAACGUGACAGAGAGCUACCAGGUGCUCCUGUGUUUCAUCCUGACCUCUAAUGUCGUCCUCCCCUCCGUGCUCAUCCUCACAUCCUACGCCUCCAUCCUGCCUGCUGUCCUGAAGCAGGGGCAGCACAAAGCCUCCUCCACCUGUGCCACCCACCUCACCACUGUCACCCUCUACUACGGCUUCAUCCUCUUCAUUUAUGCCUGGUGCAGCUGCACCUACGUCCUGGGGAGGGACAAAGUGGUCUCUGUGUUUUACACAGUGAUGAUCCCCAUGCUGAACUCCUUCAUCUACAGCCUGAAGAACCUGGAGGUGAAGGAGCCACUGAAGAGACUGGUAAAGAGACAGACAGCUUCUUAG